Ixodes scapularis (black-legged tick) is the source of this 1203-nucleotide messenger RNA. RefSeq lists its product as uncharacterized. The transcript has a single exon. NCBI's taxonomy places the organism in Eukaryota, Metazoa, Arthropoda, Arachnida, Ixodida, Ixodidae. The record is from RefSeq and is a predicted model, not a curated record. Bases 1 to 1203 code for a protein of 400 amino acids.
AUGAAUGAGGACCAGCAACCUCUUGUGACAGACGAGGACCUACUUUCUGCUCCGACAGAUGGAAUCGACUGUUCUGCAGCUGUUGUCGAAGAAAUACCUAGUGAUGUACUAGGAGAAGAGACAAGUUCUGAAGUAACGCCAAAUCUGCCAAACGAAGAAGUUGCGCUUCUUCAUGCCAGGAUCAAGGAACUGGAAAGUGAUGUAGAAAGGGAGAGACAACGAAAUGGGCUCCUGGACCUUGAGUUAAAGAAAUCGCAACAGAGUAAUGAAAACCUUGCUAAGAAGUGUCUUGAAAUGUCCAACCAAACACUAAGUUUAGACAACGUUAGAAAAGGCAAGCACUUCCUGUAUUACACAGGCCUAACAAGAUACGAAGUGCUGCACAAUCUGCAUGACCUUGUUGUUGCAAGGUACCCCGAAAUUUGCAAGGGGAACUACAUGCGUGCCCAAGAAACUGAGGAACAGCUCCUCAUGGUUCUUGUGAGGUUGAGGACGAGCAUGCCCUGCAAGGAAAUUGCUCGUAACUUUGGACUCUCCGAGUCAACUUUAAGCCGCACCUUCUCACGGUGGAUUUUUAUGUUGAAAGACACACUGAAAAGUAUUGCGCGAUUCCCGAAACCUCAUGAGGUCCAACGCAACAUGCCCGCAUGUUUUCGAGAAUUUCCCGAUACGCGCAUCGUGCUAGACACAACUGAAGUCAGAAUCCAGAAGCCAUCCGGUCUGGAAGCACAAAAGAAAACAUUCUCUGGCUACAAGCACUCGAACACAAUGAAAUGUCUAAUCGGUAUAACACCAGACUGCUACGUUUCAUUUGUUUCAAACCUGUACGGCGGAAGCACGAGUGACCGUGCCAUCGUUGCAGAGAGUGAGGUACUCGACAUGUUGGAGUGCGGCGACGCGGUGAUGGUUGACAAGGGGUUUAAAGUGCAUGACCUCCUGCCAGCGGGCGUCAAGCUGUACAUUCCCCCAUUCCGCAUUGCUGGGGAAAAACAGAUGAGCCGCAGCGACGUUGUCUGUACACGAAAGGUGGCACGGGCAAGGGUGCAUGUGGAAAGGGCGAUACGGCGCAUAAAAGAGUUCCACAUCUUUGACUGCCCACUGCCAUUAAACAUGGCUGACAUCGCAGACGAAAUAUUUACGACAUGUGCAUUGUUGUCUAACUUCAGGGGUCCUCUGAUCCAUGGAGCAGAGCAAGCAGGGUAG